Molecule: messenger RNA, 929 nt
Organism: Schistosoma margrebowiei
Lineage: Eukaryota; Metazoa; Platyhelminthes; Trematoda; Strigeidida; Schistosomatidae
Source: the annotation of a GenBank genome assembly
CAGGAUACUGGAGCCCAUGUGCACAAUUGGUUUGAGAUCCGGUUAAAGCGCCGGACAUUCACUUACUGUGCGACAAUGCCCAAGGCAUGCAAUCCCCAUUUAAUCAGUAGGCAAUCAAUGUCCGUAAGUAUGGAAUGUGCUUUGCACCUUCGAAGUGCAAAGUACUUCUACAAGAUUGGCAGGAUUUUAAUCCUGUACUCACUGUGGAUGGUGAGCAGAUAGAAUUAGUCGAGAAGUUCGUGUAUCUAGGUAGCUGCAUAAGUUCUGGUGGGGGUGUGAGUGAUCAGAUCAAUGCGCGUGUAGUGAAAGCCAGAGCUCUAUGCUUGUGAAACCUGGCCUCUCCGAGUUGAGGACGUUAGACGACUCUGUGUUCGAUCAUCGUUGUCUACGAAGGAUUGCUGACAUCCAGUGGCGACACCAUAUUGGUAAUGCAGAGGGUCGGCAUCGUGUGUUCGGGCACAGAGAUGAUAAUACAAUUGGUGUCACCAUCUUGAAACACCGACUUCGGUGGCUUGGACAUGUUCUACGAAUGUCGUCCCAGAGAAUUCCACGUCGUGCACUAUUUGCCGACUCUGAGACUUGUUGGAAGAAGCGGAGAGGUGGUCAGUGCAUGACAUGGUGUCGUGGGAUGAAAGAAAGGUGCAAAGGACUGGCUUCUGUUGGUCCUUCACGACUCCCUUGCUGGAGUCCGAGAGUUGGUGCUACACAGUGGCUAGAGACGUUGUCAGAUAUGUCUCAGAAUAGAAGCCAGUGGCGAUCCUGCUGUAACCUUUUACUUUCUUCAUAAAAAGUGGUUGUGUCUCCCUUAACUGAAAGAUUUCUUCUGAUUGUACCUUUCUGUUCCGUCAUUUUUACCAUUAUUAUUAUUACACCACCUUACAUCAAUCUUUUUUUCUCUUUCCCCUUAAAUUCUUAUUGUUUUGUGUGGU